AUGGCAGUUCCCCUGGUCCGCAUGUGCRCGCAGCUUAGAGGGGACAUUGCCGGUGUGGCAGUUCCCCUGGUCCGCAUGUGCGCGCAGCUUAGAGGGGACAUUGUUGGUGUGGCAGUUCCCCUGGUCCGCAUGUGCGCGCAGCUUAGAGGGGACAUUGUUGGUGUGGCAGUUCCCCUGGUCCGCAUGUGCGUGCAGCUUAGAGGGGACAUUGUYGGUGUGGCAGUUCCCCUGGUCCGCAUGUGCGCGCAGCUUAGAGGGGACAUUGUCUAUUGGUGCUCUGACUGCAUUUGUCUUCAUAUAACUGUUUCCACAGCUCUGCCCACGGCCUCAGUGAAGAUAGUCACUCCACAGGGUCUCCUCUACCCUGGAGAGACAGUCACUCUGCAGCGUGACAUAUCAGACUACACAGACUGGACGUACCGCUGGUUCAGAUACAAUAAAGAGCUUCCCAGUCAGACUAGAAAAACCAUCACCAUCUCUCUCCCUGACCAGGCUGGUCAGUACCAGUGUGUUGGGAUGAGAAGAGGUCGGCCCCAGAAGUCAUAUCACAGCUCAGCUCUCCCCAUCAUCAUCACUGACUAUUCUGCCUCACUGGAUUUAUGAUCAGUUACCCAUCAAGAGGACAUAUCAUGCAGCAGAUCAGAUCCAUGUUUUCCAGAUGCAUCAAACACGUUUCUUGAUUCCAACAGAUAGUCGUCCGACAGCUACACUGAGUUCUGACAAAGAGGACGUGUUCACAGGAGACAGUGUGACACUGAUCUGUACUGUAGAGUAUUCUGGAUGGAGGUUUUACUGGUACAGACACAGACCAGACUCUACACCAGAAUAGCUGUACAUUAUUCUGGAUAUUAUUCUGUUUAUUAUUCUGGAUA
This is a messenger RNA of Salvelinus sp. IW2-2015, 872 nucleotides long. NCBI's taxonomy places the organism in Eukaryota, Metazoa, Chordata, Actinopteri, Salmoniformes, Salmonidae. The record is from RefSeq and is a predicted model, not a curated record.